Messenger RNA from Echinops telfairi (small Madagascar hedgehog), 1555 nucleotides. It is a transcript of the gene MRM2, whose product is annotated as mitochondrial rRNA methyltransferase 2. NCBI's taxonomy places the organism in Eukaryota, Metazoa, Chordata, Mammalia, Afrosoricida, Tenrecidae. Gene Ontology annotation, cellular component: mitochondrion. The transcript is spliced from 3 exons. The record is from RefSeq and is a predicted model, not a curated record. Bases 1 to 783 code for a protein of 260 amino acids. Gene Ontology annotation, biological process: RNA methylation. Gene Ontology annotation, molecular function: rRNA (uridine-2'-O-ribose)-methyltransferase activity.
AUGGGGCGCCUGCUGCGCGCCUGGGCCCCCGUGCGGGGCGGGGGUCUCGGGUCCCUGAGGCUGGCCUGGGCGGCCCUUCAGGGUCAGAGGUUCCACACAGCUAAGAGCUGCCCCAGGAGCCGGACCGGCGCUGAGCACCUGUGGCUGGCACGGCAGCUGAAGGACCCGUACGUAAAGGCAGCAAAGGUGGAGAGUUUCCGGUGCCGCAGUGCCUUCAAACUCCUGGAGAUGCAUGAGCGGCACCAGCUGCUGCGGCCGGGCCUCUGCGUGCUGGACUGUGGGGCAGCACCCGGGGCCUGGAGCCAGGUGGCUGUGCAGAAGGUCAAUGCCGCAGGCACAGACCCCAGCUCUCCUGUCGGCUUCGUGCUUGGGGUGGACCUCCUCCCCAUAGCUCCCCUGGAAGGAGCGACUUUCCUGUGUCCAGCGGAUGUGACUGAACCCGCAACCUUCCGGAGGAUCCAGGAACUGCUUCCGGGGCACAAGGCAGACGUGAUUCUGAGCGACAUGGCCCCCAAUGCCACAGGGAUCCGAGGCCUGGACCAUGACCGGCUGGUCAGCCUCUGCUGGGCCCUCCUGGACCUGGCGCCCCACUUCCUGCGGCUGGGGGGUGCCUUCCUGUGUAAAACCUGGGCUGGCAGUCAGAGCCGGCGGCUGGAGGAGAGGCUGAGGCGGGACUUCCAGAGUUCCAGGUCGCUGAAGCCCCAGGCCAGCAGGAAGGAGUCGGCUGAGGUCUAUCUCUUGGCCAAGGGAUACCGGAGAGGGGAGGGGCUGGUGGAGGACUGAGUGUCCACCUGGCCCCAUGGUGACAGCACACUGUGUUCACAGCCUUUUGGUGGCUAGACUCGCACCCAGACACACCUCCUGGUGUGCAGCCUGCUGUCAGUCCAGUCUCACUCAGUGGCCCUCCAUGGGGUUCUUAGGAGCAGACAGCCUCAUCUUUCUCUGGAGACACAGCUGGUGGGUUUGAACCGCCAGCUUUGUGGUUGGCAGCCCAGCACUCAGCCGACAGCACAGCACGACCACCUAAGCAGCAAACGUAGUGAAGAGCUGCUGGGACAGGCAGGUGGGGUCUUUGUUGGCAGCUGACAAAGAGACGAGGAAGCUACUGGGCAGGAUUAAUAAAAGUCACCCUCUGGAAAGGGGAAAUUAUAGACUGGAGAUGGAAGGGGGGGGUGUCCAUGGAGCUGAGCUGGGAGAUGGAACCCCCCUCUGGCUCCACACACCCCAGCUGCUCCCAGUGAGAAGACCUGGAAUGUCGUCCCAGAGACACUCGGUCCUCCCUUUGGCAUAGUCUGUGACUGCACCUGCUCCCAAGCAGACCAGAGCCGUCGGUGUCUGUGCUGCCCUCUCCCAAAUACGUAUUGGCUCACAAUUCCAUUUGGGAAUGGGUGGGCUUGUUUUGUUCAUUAGGUGGGAUUAGUGUUGGAGGCGCUCUGUGUCUCUAAGAACCAAGAUUAGAUGAAGGAGAGGCAGAUGUGGGGUACGAGAGGCAGGGUGGGUGGGUGGAAACUGCCCAGCCAACAGAGCCAGAGAAUAAAUUUGUUUGUUAAAGCUC